Messenger RNA from Durusdinium trenchii, 492 nucleotides. The record is from the annotation of a GenBank genome assembly. Lineage: Eukaryota; Dinophyceae; Suessiales; Symbiodiniaceae.
AUGUGGCGCCCAGACCCAGGACCCUGCGUGGCACAAGUUGUAGAUUGGGGUGAGCAUCCAGAUGACAUCGAGUACAUGCGCCAAUUGAAGGCACUGUCCAAGAAGGUCUUAAAGAGGCGCGAGGUGAUUGCAAAGGACUUAGAUAUCAAGCGAGUAUGCCAGAAGCAGGGCAAGAUCCACUUCUCAGUGGCAUGCUGGAACCUCUCCGAGUACUCCCGCAAUGGCGGCCUGCAGGACCAGGCAUCGAGUCUCAUCCAUGUCUUUUAUGAGUCCAAGGACGAGCGCAAGGUGCUGAAUGCCUUCUCCUCCGCUGGCAUCGAUUUGGAGUCAGUUGAGGCCGUACCAGUCGAUCCCAAUUCCAGUAAGAGACAUGAGCAGCAGAUCAUGUAUGCGAAAGAGUGCCUCUACAUCCAGGACGAGAACACCUGGGAGGAGGGCACUCCCCUCUCGCCGGACGAGGUCAAGCAGAGGUUCCAAGGGCGGAUGAAGUGA